AUGGCCUCGGUUCUGGACAGCAGCUGCUCCAUGGAGCUGAGCGGCUGGAACAGCAGCGUGAGCAGCUCCGGAGCCUCCGUGCCCUGCAACCAGAGCGUCCUGAAGCUCGCCCCGUACUCCCCAGAAGCCACGGCGGUCUUCGCCACCGCCAUCACCUUGAUGGUCGUCUUCACCAUCGUGGGGAACAUCAUGGUCAUCAUCGCUGUCCUGACCAGCCGGGCGCUCCGGGGUCCACAGAAUCUGUUCUUAGUGUCACUGGCCGCUGCGGACAUUUUAGUAGCCACGCUCAUCAUCCCCUUCUCCCUGGCUAAUGAACUUCUCGGCUACUGGUACUUUAAAUCUCUGUGGUGUGAGAUCUACUUGGCUCUGGAUGUGCUCUUCUGCACCUCAUCCAUUGCGCACCUGUGCGCCAUUUCCCUGGACCGCUACCUCUCCAUUUCCAGGGUCACGUAUGGGCGUCAGCGAACUCCCAGACGCAUCAAAGCUGCCAUUGUGGUUGUUUGGCUCAUCUCUGCCAUCAUCUCCUUCCCUCCCCUGCUCUCAUUGAACAAGAGCGAGCCAGGGGAGCAGGGGACCGAGAGAGGGCCCCAGUGCCAGCUGAACGACGAAAGGUGGUAUAUCCUUUACUCCACCAUUGGCUCCUUCUUUGCACCAUGCGUCAUCAUGAUCCUGGUCUACGUAAGAAUCUACCAAAUAGCCAAGCAGAGAACACGCUGCCCACCCGGAGAGCCCAGGAAGGAUGGCGCUGGCUGUGCCACGCCAAGUCAUCCACCACGCCAUGCACAGGCCAAUGGGAAAAAUGAUGAAGAAAGCACACCCCCUUCUUCCAACAAAGCCUCCCAUGCCAGGCCCCCCACCCUUACCAUUGCCCCUUCCUCAUCUCAAGGAGAGGCUCUAACCUCCCAGAAUCCCACACCCAAUAAUCUCCUCCAACCUCCGCCCCAUUCUACAGCCAUGACCCCUGUCACAUCUUCCCUUGAUACCUCUCCCCACACCCCCUCACCCCCUUCCCCCGAGCCUCAGUCUGCCCCUGCCAAGACUAAAGAGACGAAGAAGAAGAAGGGCAAAAAGUGGGGAGGGAAAAAAGCUGACAAUAACAAUGGCGACAGCUCAAGCACAGAGAGUGAUAUGGAGCAUAGCCACGGAGGAGGUCGAGGCAGCCCUAGCAUGCCAGGAUCCCCGGCUGGAGGGGGCAUCCACUCCCCGGCCUCAGUCAAGCGGUACCAGGACAUGAUUGCCACUUCAAAGGGGGCUCGGCUGGUACCAGGGAGGAAGUCAAAAAAAGACAACAACCCUGGAGCAGCGAGGCGUAAAGCGAUGGUGAAUAGAGAGAAACGUUUCACCUUUGUCCUGGCGGUGGUCAUCGGUGUCUUUGUGGUGUGCUGGUUCCCAUUCUUCUUCUCCUACUCUCUACAGGCUGUGUGCCCGGAGACCUGUGUCAUCCCCGAUCCACUGUUUAAGUUUUUCUUCUGGAUUGGUUACUGCAACUCGUCACUCAACCCCGUCAUAUACACCAUCUUCAACAAAGAAUUCAGACAGGCCUUCAAAAAGAUAUUGUGCAGUGGCACCAAGGGUACUUUCUUUUAGCAUAUAAAUCCACUUUAUUGGACAUGGACAUAAAAAAAAUUAUAUUUCUGAGGCACAGGAAAAAAAACAAUCAUUUCCAUCUCUAGGAACACUGUAAGGGCUGUUUCAAAAAUAUGUUGAACUAUGGAAAUUCCAGCAUAAAAUUCAGAACAGAGUGGCACUCUUUUACAGCCACAGUGUGCGCAAGCAGGCAACGUGGACUGUGAAAUCCUGGCUCACAUCUGAUGCGCACAUCAUUUUUACAGGGUGUGGCUGAAAACAUGAGUCGUGGGACAGAGGUAGACAAUGAUAAACUGCUUACCGCCUCAGUGUUGCUGAUAAGAAUUUAAAUUCUAAGCUUUAUCUCCAUGAUCUCACUUAAUAAUGGAUAAUACCAGGAGAAAUAGCCGAAGAAAUAUAAUAGAAGAAAUACACAUAUGCUAGAAAAACGAAUUGAGAUCUCCAAGAAAGAAGGAAAACUCUUGAGAA
Messenger RNA from Paralichthys olivaceus (Japanese flounder), 2055 nucleotides. Lineage: Eukaryota; Metazoa; Chordata; Actinopteri; Pleuronectiformes; Paralichthyidae. The record is from RefSeq and is a predicted model, not a curated record.